AUGGAAUACGAUCGUGAAAAAAAAUUGGGAGAAGGAGGUUGUGCUAUUGUUUUUGAAGGUGUAUGGAAUGGAAAGCCAGUGGCUGUUAAACGAAUUCCUAAAAAUGAGGUCACAAGCAACGAGAGAGAGGAAGAUGCACUGAAAACGCUUAAUCAUCAAAAUGCCAUCAAGUUAUUUCACGUCGAAAGUGACGAAGAUUUUAGAUACUACGUUCUUGAAUUGUGCAAUGCUUCACUGGAAAAACUAUUUCUUACAGAUGACGAUCCCAAAAAAUACAGUGGGCCGAUGCCCACAGUUAAAGAUGUACUUUUGCAAUUGGCCAUAGGACUAGAACACAUUCACAACAAGGGAUUAGUACAUCGCGACCUGAAGCUUGAGAACGUCCUAAUUUGGGUAGAUCCAAACACACAAAAAGUGAUAAUGAAGUGGGCGGAUUUUGGACUGAGUAAACGAGUCAACGAAAAAGGAAGUUACUCAAUGCAGAGCGGAGUUAAGGGUACCCGGUAUUAUUUAGCACCAGAGAUUUUACUUGAAGAACAUAAAAGUACGUCUGCAAGUGGAACAAUAUCAACAAUUAAACGAGGAAACAUCAAAAGUGAUGUAUUUGCAGAAGGAAUCGUAUUCGGCUACUUUCUUUUGGGUGGUGUUCAUCUUUUUGGUUCAGGUCAUCAUAUUCCAUUCAAUAUAAUCGAAAAUGAGCCUCCCAAUCUGCCAAACAUUCAACCAAAAGACCUACGUAUGCUGAUCCAAAAAAUGUUGGAAAAAGAUCCACAUAAACGAAUUACUUCUUCUGACGUCACGCAGGAACUCCAAGAAAUUGAAAUGUCAAUUAACAAAUCAAUAUUUGCCGAAGAUACUUAUCCAAGCGUGGAAGAAGUCGAAAAACUGUUACAGAAAGGAAUGGAUAUAAACUCUGUGGACGAAAAAGGGUUGACUCCACUUCUGCAUUUGGCACUUCCCAAAAAAAAAUGA
Molecule: messenger RNA, 972 nt
Organism: Daphnia pulicaria
Lineage: Eukaryota; Metazoa; Arthropoda; Branchiopoda; Diplostraca; Daphniidae
Product: serine/threonine-protein kinase/endoribonuclease ire-1-like
Exons: 4
Coding region: 1-972 (323 amino acids)
Biological process (GO): IRE1-mediated unfolded protein response; intrinsic apoptotic signaling pathway in response to endoplasmic reticulum stress; protein phosphorylation
Cellular component (GO): IRE1-TRAF2-ASK1 complex
Molecular function (GO): ATP binding; protein serine/threonine kinase activity; RNA endonuclease activity
Source: RefSeq, a predicted model, not a curated record